This is a messenger RNA of Homarus americanus (American lobster), 3779 nucleotides long. Its product is annotated as lachesin-like. Lineage: Eukaryota; Metazoa; Arthropoda; Malacostraca; Decapoda; Nephropidae. Bases 30 to 1199 code for a protein of 389 amino acids. The record is from RefSeq and is a predicted model, not a curated record. The transcript is spliced from 10 exons. Gene Ontology annotation, cellular component: neuron projection.
CAGCAGGAGGAGAACAGCUGCCCCGGUUCAUGGCUCCCGUCACCAACUACACGGCCGCUGUGGGCAAGACGGCCGAUCUCACCUGUCGUGUGCAGAACCUCACUAAGUAUAAGGUGGCGUGGUUCCACAUGGAUCGUAAAAUGCUGUUGGCGAUCCACAAGACGGUGGUGACGAGGAUGUCCCGCUUCUCCGUGGUUCAGGACGACCAGAUGACGUGGUCCCUCCAUAUCGACGACGUGACCCGGGAGGAUAAGGGGAAGUACAUGUGUCAGGUCAACACCGAACCCAUGAUCAGCCAAGUGGGUUACCUGGAUGUCGUGGUGCCGCCGGUGAUCGUGGAUGAACUGAGCAGCGGGUCGAGCGUGGUGGUGCAGGAGAACGGCAACGUCACCCUUACCUGCCACGCUGAAGGUAACCCUGAACCUAAGAUCUCUUGGGUGAGGGAAGACCAGAGGCACAUUACCCUCAGCAAAAGACGCAAAGUCAGUAAGCUGGAAGAGUCAACACUUGGCCUGAGUAAAAUCCGGUCCUCCGUCUCCAAGCGCAUAGAACUCAAAGUCCAGUUCUCUCCCAUCGUACUGCUCCCCAACCAGCUCAUGUCGGCGCCCCUAGGAUCCUCCGUGUGGCUGGAGUGUAAGACGGAGGCCUACCCGAGGGCGGUGACCUUCUGGAAACACAACUACACGAUGGUCAUGUCCACCAACAAGUACAAACUGGAGGAAUUCCACCACGAUGACUACACGACGACUGUCAAGCUCAACAUCAAACAGUUGGAGCUUGGAGACUUCGGCAAGUACCUGUGUUACUCCAGAAACUCCUUUGGGGAAAACGAUGGCACGGUGGAUUUACAUGAGCUGAAGCGUGACCACCCCAAUGAUAACAAGGUGAAGAACAUCCAAGACGUGGAGAAGAUCAACACCAUCGAACAGUACCCGCUGGAGCGUCAGGGUGGGCGGGGCCAGAAUCACGUGAUCUUUGACAUGGAAGACAACGGCAUCAUCCCCGCCAGCAACAAUAUCAACAAUGACGUCACAAAAGGGGGAGUGGAGCAGAAGAGUCAACUGGGGAGAGAGAGAGGCAAGAAUGACAUCUUCUCCAGCAUCCUCUCUGGCAACGCAGGUUUAAGAGCGUCUCCUGUCUGCCCAACGAUGGUUCUCCUCAUAGCACUAUCUGCCCUCCACGCCCACGUCACCAGAUGAAGGGCGAAUAUCCCUAUUAGCACCAUGAGAGAAACGACCCAUCUUAUCAUUGGUCCAAGGCCAGGAGAGGAAGCAGACUCCCGCCUUGUGGUUCAGCUUGACCUUCACAAUAUGUAUAUCAAUUGACAUAUUUUUUAUUACGAUUUUUUAUGUUCUAUAGUAUACUGGGACGUUGUAGGUCACGUGAUGGCGGCUUGUUUAUAACCCCACGGGAGUCAUUCUAGGAGCCAAUUGGCCUUUUAGCUCACCAUAUGUUGUGUGUGUGUGUGUGUGUGUGUGUGUGUGUGUGUGUGUGUGUGUGUGUGUGUGUGUGUUUUGAUGUCAUUCUCUGUACCCGGAAGUGAGGUCAACUCUGUCCUUGUGUGUGUAGAGUUUGUCAUCCUUGCCGUAGACUGACCUUCCCCUCUGCUGCUGUGACCUAUGAUGACUUAAUGACCCAUAAUGACCUGUCUCUGCUGCCACUUAACCUCACAUGACCUUCCAAGUGACAGAGAUUGACCCUAGUUAACUUGACAGCAUUGCCAACGACCCAAAUUGACCUAACAGUGUUGCCAAUGAUUCACAUUGACCUAAGAUUGUUGACCUUGUCUUAGAUCGACGUAACAGCGGUUCCAAUGCCCCAUAUUGACCUAGAUUGACCUAUCAGCGUUGCCAAUGACCCAUAUUGACCUAGAUUGACCUAAUAGCGUUGCUAAUGACCCAUAUUGACCUAGAUUGACCUAACAGCGCUGCCAAUGACCCACCUCUCCCGCUCAAUUCUAGCAACCAUAUCUAUCUCUGUUAAGGCGUAAGGUCCGCUGCACUUAACUACACGUGUGUUACUGUAUGUGUCCCCGUCUAGCUCCUUACGAGGGACGUACAGUAGGUGUGCCUAGUGUGUGUGUGUGUGUGAACCCCGAUAGUGACGCAGAGUGAUGGAAACAAACGGGAGGUGACGCAGAGUGACAGAAAGUGACGUAGAGUGACGCAGAGUGACGGAAAGUGGCGCACAGUGAUGGAAAAUGACACAGAGUAACGGAAAGUGACGUAGAGUGACGGAGAGUGACGCAGUGAUGGAAAGUGACGGAAAGUGAAGCAGAGUGACAGAAAGUGACGUAGAGUAAUAAAAAGUGACGGAGAGUGACGUAGAGUGACGGAAAGUGACGCACAGUGAUGGAAAAUGACGGAGAGUAACGAAAAGGGACACAGAUUGACGGAAAGUGACACAUUGACGGGGUGCGAUUGAAACACAGCUACUUUCAGAGCCAGAUUGAAGGUGACAACAGACAGUGACCCCCCAUUAUGUACAGUACGUGUUGGUUGUGUAAACACUAACGCUCAAGUGACGCUCAAGUAGUGUUUGUGUACUCAUGAGACGCCUUCAGAGUGUGUUGAUGUGUUUGAACCUUCAGCGGCCUGUAAACACGUUACUUAUUCAUCGUUGUUGGGUUUUCUAAAUGGCGAUAACACAGUGAAGGUUCAUUAAGUGAUAUUGUGAUAGAAAAGCAUUGAAUUCCCACAUUUAUAGACAAUUAGAAUGUAUUGAAGUGUCAGAUUACGUUUAGAAACAAAAGAAGAUCGUAAAAGUAUAAGGAACUGAACCACAGACACAGGUGGCUAAACAAAAAAGAUAAAUGGAAGUGUGUGGAAGGUUUUCAAGAGGUUUUGAUCCCUUGUUCUGUGCGGAGAUAGAGAUCCGACUCCGAUAGUUUGAAGUUGGGUGCUUCCUGACCUCUCGUGGAGCUGGUGAUCCGAUCCCUUAUGCUUGUAACCUGUAGCUUGGUUCUUGUGCUCGGUAGAAAAUACAGUAAUAAACUGCUGAAAUUUAAUUACGGUAAAAAUCUUGCUUACAGAUGAAAUUCCUAAAAAAAAAGUAAAAUGAACAGUUAUGAUAGAUGUUACCGUAUAUCAGAUCAACGUCACCUCGGCAAACCAUGACGUCAACUAAAUGAUGACGUCACCAGAGAAGAUAACAUCCCGACAACAAACCAUGACGUCAACUAAAUGAUGACGUCACCAGAGAAGAUAACAUCCCGACAACAAACCAUGACGUCACCUGAGAUUCAAAGCAGAUGAAAUGGCAGUGUGUGCGUAUAUACCAUGAAUGAGAGACAAGAGACAUGCGUAAGAGACAAGAGAGACGUGUGGUGCAGCCAUGUCCUUGAAGUAAAGAUUAAGAGUAUACGAAUAUUCACUAAUAUUAUUGUUCGGUGUUUCCAUAUAAACGAAGCAGAUCUAUAAAUAUAUAUAUAUGAAUACUAUAUCUUUUGAUUGUUAUAUUGCCUUCCUAACCCUCCCCCCUCCCUCCCUCCUAUCUCCCCUCCCUCUCUCCCCUCUCCCUCUCCCUCUCUUCUCCCUCUCAUAGUACCUAACCUAACCUAACCUAACCUAACAGUUCAGUAUUUUUCCACGAGUCCCACAGGAGUGUUAAAGGUCACCUGUUUGUUUUGGUUAGGUCAUGUUUUUUGUGUGUGUAUGAAUAUUGUGUAUUAACAUUAUAUUGCUGUGGACUCAGGUAGGGUUGGUGACACGUGAAGUGGUAUGGAGAAUGUUGAUCUCUCUCUCUCUCUCUCUCUCUCUCUCUCUCUCUCUCUCUCUCUC